AUGGGGUCGUUGCAGGGCGACGUCGCCACCUCGCCGUCUCUGUCCAGCACCGGGAGCAGCGGCAGCGGCAACAACGACAACAAUGCCGGCGGCGGCGGUGGCAGCAGCGGCGGGGUAAGGAUAUACGCGUGCUUCGCUUACGGCGGGACCAACAGCUUCGAGUGCUACGAGCCGGGCGCCAACAGGUGGCGCCGCGUGGGCGGCAUCCCGGGGGUCCCCGACGGCCACGUGCUGAAAGGCUUCGCCGUCGUCGCGGUCGGCGAGUCCGUCUUUGUGAUCGGCGGCCGGCUGUGCCGCAGGGACGACGUGGCCGACGGCGGCGGCAGCGAGUACCACGACACGGACGUGGGCGUGCGCGCCGACGUGCUCCGCUACGACGUGCGCCGCGGGGAGUGGCUGGCCUGCGCGCCGCUCCUCCUCCCGCGGUUCGACUUCGCGUGCGCGCCGUGCCGCGGCAGGAUCUGCGUCGCCGGCGGGCUCUGCUCGCUGUCGGGCGCCCGCGGCACAGCGGCCGCCGAGGUGUACGACGCGGAGGAGAACCGGUGGUCGCCUCUGCCGGACAUGAGCACGAUGCGGUACAAGUGCGUGGGCGUGACCUGGCAGGGCGGCUUCCACGUCGUGGGCGGGUUCGCCGAGAGCACCUGCGCGGCGGACGCGGGCACCAGCAUGGUGCUGCAGUCGUCGGCGCUGGAGCGGAGCUCGGCGGAGGUGUUCAACUGCCACAGAGGGGUGUGGGAGAUCAUCCCGGGCAUGUGGCAGCUGGACGUGCCGCCGAACCAGAUCGUGGCGGUGGCCGGGCGGCUGCUGAGCUCCGGGGACUGCCUCAACAGCUGGAAGGGGCACGUGGAGGUGUACGACGGCGAGCUCAACAUCUGGAGCGUGAUGGACCACUCGGCGCUGCCGGACCUGUCGCUGCUCGCCAGCAGCCUCCCGCCGUCGGCGCAGCAGCUGUACCUCACCAUGGCCGCCGUCGGCAGGCAGCUCUACUUCCUGGCCGGGUACGAGGUGGCCGGCGACGACGAGGACACCUACAGGACCGUGUCCCUGGUGCACAGCUUCGACACCGGCGCCGUCCCAGGGAUUGUCCCAGCCUGGAACAGCUUCCAGCCCAAGAUGGACCAUGAGCACAACGUCGAGGAUGGCAGCAAGGAGCUCUUCAGCCAGUGCUGCUCCGUCCAGCUCUCCAGUUAA
Messenger RNA from Lolium rigidum, 1191 nucleotides. RefSeq names its product F-box/kelch-repeat protein At1g67480-like. The record is from RefSeq and is a predicted model, not a curated record. The coding region runs from base 1 to 1191 and encodes 396 amino acids. Gene Ontology annotation, molecular function: protein binding. NCBI's taxonomy places the organism in Eukaryota, Viridiplantae, Streptophyta, Magnoliopsida, Poales, Poaceae. The transcript has a single exon.